Molecule: messenger RNA, 1115 nt
Organism: Erythranthe guttata (spotted monkey flower)
Lineage: Eukaryota; Viridiplantae; Streptophyta; Magnoliopsida; Lamiales; Phrymaceae
Biological process (GO): L-histidine biosynthetic process
Molecular function (GO): imidazoleglycerol-phosphate dehydratase activity
Source: RefSeq, a predicted model, not a curated record
AAGACUAUUUCAUAAGUAAAACUAAAUACCUAUUCAACUCCUCCCCGCCGAGCACCACCACUCGCCGCCGCCGUUCUCCUCCGCGUAUGGAGCUUUCUAUUCCUCACCGUACCUUGAACCAGUCGUAUUCGCCUCAAUCGCGUCUUUGCAAUUCACCGAUUCAUCGACCGCAUCGUCUUCUCCUCCCCGCCCACCUCCAGCGGCGCAGGCUACAGCUCUUCUCCACACACCUCGCAGCGCCUCCGAUGGAAUCCACAGCCGCUCGUGUAUCUUCUGCUGCUGCUGCCAAUGGUUCUCCGUCGUUAACGGAAAAUGAUGGAGGACGAAUUGGAGAGGUGAAGAGGGUUACUAAGGAGACGAAUGUGUAUGUGAAGAUUAAUUUGGAUGGUGAUUCCGUUGCUGAAAAUAAUUCGGGCAUUCCUUUUCUCGAUCACAUGUUAGAUCAACUUGCUUCACAUGGACUAUUUGACAUGCAUGUGAAGGCAACGGGGGAUAUUCAUAUUGACGAUCAUCACACAAAUGAAGAUGUUGCCUUAGCUAUUGGGACCGCUUUGUUGCAAGCACUUGGUGAUAGGAAAGGAAUCAACCGGUUUGGAGACUUCUCAGCUCCUCUCGAUGAAGCACUUGUACAUGUUUCACUGGAUUUAUCUGGAAGGCCACAUUUGAGUUAUGAUUUGAACAUACCGACCGAGAGAGUUGGAACUUACGAUACACAGCUGGUGGAGCACUUCUUUCAGUCCGUGGUCAAUACUUCUGGAAUGACACUACACAUACGACAGCUUGCUGGGAAAAACUCGCACCACAUUAUAGAAGCAACCUUCAAGGCCUUUGCAAGGGCUCUUCGUCAAGCCACCGAAUACGAUCCUCGUCGUCGUGGAAGUGUGCCUAGCUCGAAAGGCGUCCUGUCACGAACUUGAUAUACUUCCAUCAAUUCUACCGAAAAGAAUCUGCAAUAAGGUUUGCCUUCGUUUCGUCUAUACUAUAUAUCAUAGUUUGCAGCCAUUUUCAUGCAUUAAAUUAAAACAUCAUUGUUGUAACAUAUUUUGCUGUGGUAUAAGCACAUUUGGAGUUGCUCUCUUUUUACAUAGCUAUAACAAAUUUAAAUUGUCUACCUU